CACUACCUAAUAAUGGAAGUGAUUUUCCUCCAACAGCUGUUGCCUCGGCUCUACCCGAUUUUGUGCAAGACCAUUGGAUGGAUUCAUGGUAUGCAAACGAAAUGCACUUAAAUUCCCCACCAAAUUCUCCUAUCGGUUUUUCUGAAGAUCGAACCGGUGGUGGAGCUAUGGGUGGUGGUUCGAUUGGAGGAUCUGAUGUAGAUGCAGCAACAGGCUAUGGAAUACCGAAAGGAAAUAGUACAAUUGGCUCAGGAGUAGGAACAGAAUCGGCUGGUAGUUCAAAAAUGCUGCCUGAUUUCUUAUCCGAUGGUCCAAUUAUACACUCUUCACAGCGUUUAGCAGACGUAGCUGCCGGUCUACCAUCAAACUCAAUGGGCUCACCAGAGGAUAAUUCAAUGACAACACAACUUUCGCGACUUAGAAUUGAAAAUGAAAGAUUACAGCGUGAAUUGAACGAGGCUCGUAUAGCGCUAAAUGAACAAACGCGUCGUGGUCAUGAUCUGGAACGACAGCUACAGGACCGCUCACGUGUUGAUCUAACUUAUAGCAGAACAUUAUCUCAAAACAUGUCGGAAGUGGAAGCAAUUUUGGAUAAUAAUAAUAAACGUGCAGCAGCGACGCAAAGUCACGUGACAAAAUUAAAACACCAAGUCACACAGUUAACGGCUCAAGUUGAAACAUUGCGACGUGAGAAUUAUGAGUUACGUGAAGAGGGUGCAGUUGGUGGCUGUAGUACAAGGGGCUGCACAACAGAUGGAGUUAGUGCUCGUGGCAAAUGUGAAAGACCGUCCAGAACACAACAGAUUUCUAAGGAAUUACUAAAGGCAGCAUCUAAUGCGGAAAAUAAUUUAAAACAACUUCUUCUUGGAGUGGAUAACUUACGUCGACUAGCUGCAAAUAUCGACAAUUCAAAUAGUCCAGAACCAUAUCCAGAUUAUAUGGAUGAUUGUGAUGAUUUUGACGAAUACUCCGGCGGACCUGCGUUGUAAAUUCUAGAAAUCUAAAAAGAUAACUAAAACUUAAUAAAAUAUUUAGUCCUUUCAGUGAAUCUAAAAUAACAAUUACCAGAAUUAUGUUUGCUACACAUAUAUUUGUUAAAUAUUUACGCAAAUUUAAAAUAUA
This is a messenger RNA of Teleopsis dalmanni, 1122 nucleotides long. RefSeq names its product endosome-associated-trafficking regulator 1-like. Lineage: Eukaryota; Metazoa; Arthropoda; Insecta; Diptera; Diopsidae. The record is from RefSeq and is a predicted model, not a curated record. Gene Ontology annotation, biological process: positive regulation of cilium assembly; positive regulation of protein localization to cilium; regulation of cytokinesis. The coding region runs from base 78 to 989 and encodes 303 amino acids. The transcript is spliced from 3 exons. Gene Ontology annotation, cellular component: early endosome; ciliary basal body; centrosome.